Molecule: messenger RNA, 339 nt
Organism: Cylicocyclus nassatus
Lineage: Eukaryota; Metazoa; Nematoda; Chromadorea; Rhabditida; Strongylidae
Source: the annotation of a GenBank genome assembly
AUGGCCCCCUACGCUGCGACAAACCGAAAAGCUCCAGUUGGUUGCGGGGCUUUAAUUUACAAUUAUAGAUAUCCACAUGGAAGAGGCGAAUUGCCUAGAGCCGUCGUUGAAGAAGCUUUCACAAAAUGGAACUACGGCUGGGAGUCGCUGGUACAUUGUGGUUGCCCUCUCGGAUGCGGAUCGAAUGAGGAUGAAAGCAAACUCAAUGGAACGCUCUUAUGUCUUUUUAACAUAUCAGCAUGCACACUCGAUAACACAUAUCAAUGCCGUUUUCCCUAUUUACGUCUGAAAGUUGAUUUCCAUUCAGAAAAUCAGAUCAACUAUGGUGAAAAUAAUUAA